AUGUCGAUCCUAAAGGGGUCCGAUGCCCUUCUUCCACAAAAUGUCUCAUAUGCCGACAUCUCCAUAAAUAUCGUAACAAUCAACCCCGACGGUAGUCUCGACAUCAAAGUUUCAUCCGAUAAAAAAAUCAAAGACAUCAUACUGUGGGCAGAGUUCAGGAACAAUUCUCAGGAAGAACAUAUUGGUGUGUUCCGGCCAAUCGUUGGACAUGCUUACACCGAAGGGUGUAGUGGACUACCCAAUUCAACGAUCACCAAUUAUGAAGAUUUUACCAACGGUGUAGCAUUUCUUGAAAACGAACCGGUCCUAUUCCACGUGUUCACCUUGGACAAACCAAUCUACAUUCAAGAAAAUAACUCCUCCUUGCCGUCGCCGUCCUCCUCCGUGUCACAAACGACCUCCUCCUCUACGUCAACAGCGGCAGGCGAAAGUGCAAAAGUUGAUGUAUCUGAUCAAGUUAGUUCGGAAGCAUCGAUUUUGCAAGGUGAUAAAUGGAAUAAUGUAAAAGUGUUGGUGACGAGUUUUUUGGCGGCAGGGAUUAUGUUGAUCUCUUAA
Molecule: messenger RNA, 555 nt
Organism: Acaulospora colombiana
Lineage: Eukaryota; Fungi; Glomeromycota; Glomeromycetes; Diversisporales; Acaulosporaceae
Source: the annotation of a GenBank genome assembly